AAAAAGCUUAUCUACAUGUUAUGCCUUCUAAGCAAACAUCUCAUUUUCCCGAAACUACACCAAGAGAUCGAGCAGUUCUUCGCCCACAUGAUACCGACACCGACGGAGCAUGCGCUAAGGGUACAGGUGGUCGCCCGGAUAGAAAACAUCGUGUUGAAUCUCUGGCCGAUGGCCCGGGUUGAGAUGUUCGGAUCGUUCCGUACCGGACUCUAUCUGCCUACCAGUGAUAUAGAUCUCGUUGUCAUCGGACGCUGGGAGAAGCUGCCGUUGCGUACCCUGGAAAAUGAACUGAUCAGCCGGGGUAUUGCCGAGCCGAUGUCGGUGCGGGUGCUGGACAAAGCAUCGGUUCCGAUUGUCAAGCUAACGGACCGGGAAACCCAGGUCAAGGUAGACAUUUCCUUCAACAUGCAGUCCGGCGUGCAGUCGGCCGAACUGAUUAAGGGGUUUAAAUCCAAGUACCCGGUGCUGGCCAAGCUGGUGCUGGUGCUAAAACAGUUCCUGCUGCAACGCGAUCUGAACGAGGUUUUCACCGGUGGCAUUUCCUCGUACUCGUUGAUUCUGAUGUGCAUCAGCUUCCUACAGCUGCACCCGAGGGCCAAUCAGAAGCAGACCACGAACCUUGGUGUUUUGCUGAUGGAGUUUCUCGAACUUUAUGGGCGAAAAUUUAACUACAUGAAGACUGGAAUUAGUGUUAAAAAUGGAGGACGGUAUAUUCCCAAAGAAGAGUUGCAACGUGAAAUGGUUGAUGGCCAUCGACCGAGUUUACUGUGCAUCGAAGACCCGCUUACACCUGGCAACGAUAUCGGACGAUCGUCGUACGGUGCCCUUCAGGUGAAACAGGCCUUCGAGUACGCCUACAUCGUGUUGAUGCAGGCCGUUUCCCCGCUAAAUAAAUAUCUCAACGAAUGCAACCGUCAGAGUAUACUCGGAAGGAUAAUUCGGGUAACGGACGAGGUCAUAGACUACCGCAAGUGGAUCAAGGAAACCUUCGAGCAUAGACUGAUAGCGGCCCAAACCAUAGUGCCAACGAUACUGAACGAUCCCCUGAACCCGCAUAUUCCACUACACCUGCAGCAGCAAGGACAACUCCAACAGCAGCAACAACUCUACAGCAACAACAAUAACAUCAACAAUCGACGGAGGAACAGCCUCUCGGAUGUGGACACCUCUGAAGAAAGUAUGGACAGCGACGGGGACUCGCAUUCCAUCUCCCGGGACAUCUCACCGACGAGUAUAAACCGAUCACCGGAACUACAUGACCUGCAACAUCAGCAACACCCUCAGCACCACCAUCCCAACAGCCAAAUCGGUGGCGGCGGUCCCGUUGUUCUCCUCACCUCCCAUAUUCCACCGCCAUCGCACCCGCAUGAGGUACUGAUCGAGGAUCAGCAUCACGCCAUGGUUCAGCAGCAGCAACAGGCAUUAGACGGGUUGAACGAAAAUCAAAUGAUCAAUUAUAACAUCAAUAACCGUCGCAGUACUUCAUCCCCGCAUCAAAUGGGUACCGGUAAAAAUGUUCCGCUCAAUGUUUACACCGCCAGAAGCAGCUCAGAGCGUAUGGGCAACCAGAACAACAACAACGUUAGCAAUAACCAACAACAAUCGACCGGGGGCGGCGGCAAUAAUAACGGCUUGGUGCGACACAAUAGCAAACACCGGCGGGCAGUGAUCGGAAUGCACUAUAACAUGAUGGGCAUGACCGGUGCUAGCCAGCAGAACCACAGCAAGGACGAAAACCUAUUGCACCAAGGCCAGAACAAUAACAACAAUAACGUGCUAAUGAGAAGCGGUGACGGUGGCGGCAUUGUUGGAGGAGGAGUUGUCAGUGGCUCGAACGGUAAGGAUCUGGCGAAAUCUGGCGGCCAACUUCCCUCCCAGCAGCUCUAUAGUCUGAACAAAAAGGCCGUCCAGAACGCAGUGAACGCGGCCGUGAAUUCAUCGUCGUCCAAGCGCAAAAAGACCAUUUCUCCAACCGAUAACAAUAAAGGCAACAAGGGUAGCGGUAGUAACAGUGGCAGCGGAAUGGAUAGUCGAUGAUAGCAUGCGCGGCACCAGCACUGUACCCGUUACGUGCACUAUUGCCUGUAGGGAUUUGGAACGAGCAGCUGUGUUCCGCGGAAGGAAUGACGCAACCUAGCUGAUCGAAAAUACAUAUUUUUUCUACAUAUGUAUAAGUUUCGCCAUUUCCGGCGUUCCGGCCAUCAUUUUGAGCAGGAUGUACUAGAAUUAAGCUAGUAUACGGAUUCGGCAAAAUGUAUAGUAAUUCAACUAUAAUCAUACGUGUAGUGAGUGUAGACUAGAUAUGAAAAAGUUAUAGCACAUCGAUAUCUAUCCAGUCCACUCCCCUAUGAUCAGUUCUCGUUAUCGUUUUCCUGUCCUAAGGCUACGCUCUUGACAGUGUCCCUAUCCAUAUCGAAGACCGCCUGUAGAAUUUCACUGCCCGCAACCGAAUUUGGACAAUGUGGACGUGUGCGCUGUAUUCCUGCUGUUGGGGAAACAUAGCAAAUUAAAAAAAAAACAAUAGUCAGACGCAACUUAUAGACCUUUAUGCCAGUUAAGCUAUCAGUAAGUGCUAAAACCUAUAACAAUAAGCGUGAUAGAACAUGAUUAUCCAGCGAGAUUUAGCCGUUGCAAAAUAUUGUAACUCAACCUUUCUCUCAUUAUAAACCAUGUGACACAUUGCCAACCACACACAACAACAAAAAAACACAUCAUCCACAAGCAUAAGACAAAACUAAUCAAUGUUUCACAGGCAAACACUUGUUUUUGCUAUUAUCAAUAGAGUAAAUCAAGCAGACAGAUUCAUUUAAAGCUACACUAUAACAGAAAAAAAAACUAGAUUCUUCUAGAGUUUGGAGGGAAGUUUUUGAACCGAUCAUGUUGUGUAAAAAUGAAUAUUAUUCUGUACUCUUUCAUACAAAAAAAGCUAAGAAGCUACCUAUGCCGAAAGGUCCAAGCGAAAUUACCAUCAACAAACAAUACCUUAGUAGGUAGGGAGCAGGGACAGCAGCAGCAAGGUGAUUACCGCCUAAAGUGCGGUAAUCGGAUCAGAAUCACACAGGCCAGUUAUCGCAACUUUGCCGAUAUUAAGUAUAUCGUUAUCAUUGCUAGCACGGAUUAAAGGGCUCUUUCAAUUGCAAAAAUUCUUUAUCCUAUUUUUUUUUCUCUGUGUCAUAUAAUACGGCUUUUAACGAUCAUUGAAUGUAGUAAGUAUUCAUUUUUUCCCGAAAAAAACAUAUUAUGUAAUGAGUUUUAUCAAAUAUAGAAGAAACGAAAAAAACGAAUAAUUUUUUCAUAAAAAUAAAUUGGCCGAAGAAAACACAUACAAAACUAAACUUAUCCAAUUGCAUCAAAAUGCUUUCUGAAUUAAAAAAAAACUUUUAACGAUUUUGAAUCGAGAAAACAUGUUCCUCUCUGCGAGUUCAUAGAGAAAAACAAUAAUGCAAUUGAUCAGCAGAAAGGAAACAUAAAAACAGCUGGAUUUCAGAAUUUUAACUGACACACAGUUGAUUUGAAAAAAAAAAAUACAUCAAAUUUGUUCUUCUGAAACAUACUUAAUAACCCUAAGGCAAAUCAAAAUUCAACCUUUUAUUUCUAUUUUUCCUCUUGAGGGAAAUUAAGUUGGAAGUUUUUGCAAUUGAAACGAAAAGCUUUCUGUUUCACUAGUGUACGUGCAAUAUUUUGUUGCAAUGCUUAACUUAUCGAAACUGUAUCUGUUGUAUAUUAGUCUAUUGAAUGAUUUCUUUCUACUCAAACCUAAAAUAAGGCACAUUAUAAAAGAAUGGUUUCAACUCAACUGUACAUUUUAAAAUACUUGAUCAUGAUUCAUUUCUUCUCGUAUCCUCGUAUUUCUACGCUUAGUUUUCUAGAAAAAAAUAUAUUUUUCCAUUUAACUCCGAACUUUCCUCGUUUAAACUUGAACCUACAUAAUGAUUAUAUUUAUGUGUAAUGUCGAAUAAUGUCAGCCCUAAAUAUGAUUGGUAUAGAAUUGUGAUUUGUCUCAUAAUAAGAAAAUCGUAGUUAAAUCAUUAUAUGAUUGAAUUUCGAUUUUGAAAAAAUAAAAAAAAAACAACGAGCUCAGAUAAUAUCAAAAGCUAGCAUUGUGAUGAUAACGAAUAUUUAGUUCUACCCAAGAAAUGCUCGCCACAGCAAUUGAAUGCGUAACUGUUUUGGAUUUAUCAAUUAUAUAGCAAAAUUACAUAAGUACUCCGGACCUGGCCUGGUCAAGAAUUGCUUGCAACAUGAACGAACAACAAGAUAAUGAAAGAAAAAGAACACAUAAAGCAGUCAUUUUGAGUACAAAAUCUUAAAUAUAUUAAAUCUUAUUAAACCGUAAAAGAAAACCCACAUUUGUAAUUUAUCUGUAAAAUACUAUUUAAAUCGAAUAAGUGAAAAAAGUUAAAAUUAUUAUGUAAAUAAAGAGAAGCCCAAAAAAAAUCGAAAAUUCAAAUGGCGAUGAAGCCAAAAAACA
Uranotaenia lowii is the source of this 4471-nucleotide messenger RNA. RefSeq names its product terminal nucleotidyltransferase 4B-like. The transcript is spliced from 5 exons. Bases 16 to 2037 code for a protein of 673 amino acids. Gene Ontology annotation, cellular component: TRAMP complex; nucleolus. Gene Ontology annotation, molecular function: poly(A) RNA polymerase activity; mRNA binding. Gene Ontology annotation, biological process: RNA 3'-end processing. The record is from RefSeq and is a predicted model, not a curated record. NCBI's taxonomy places the organism in Eukaryota, Metazoa, Arthropoda, Insecta, Diptera, Culicidae.